AUGGAAGGGCUUGAUAGAGAAAAGCUAGAAGUUGUAGCCAUACAGAUGAGGAAGGUUUGGCUAAGAAGAAAUAUUUUCGUGUUUGAAAACAGACUCUCAUGCCCAAACAAACUGCUCUUAUCAACUGCAGAGGUACUGGAGGAGUUUAAGCAGGCUAACAGAUGGAAAAAUGCAGGGAUUCAACCAAGGACUAGGCCAGUUCAUAAUGCAGUCUGGAUUAGGCCUACAGAAGACUUUGUAAAGGUGAAUUGGGAUGCCUCCUUUGAUAUCAAGAGGGGGAAUAUGAGAAUGGGGGUGAUAAUGAGAGAUGUUAAUGGAGAGGCUUUGCUUGCAGCAUGUGACAGAAAGUUCAAUGUACAAUCAGCAGAAGUGGCAGAAUGCUAUGCUCUUUGGAAGGCUCUGAAGGGGUGCAGCGAUUUGAAUGUGCAGAAGGUGAUUUUUGAAGGAGAUGCUAAAGGAGUCAUAACAGCUGUGCAGAGUGAAGAAGACAAUCUGUCUGUCAUAGGUCCCUUAGUUGAUGACAUUAGGGAUGUUCUAAGUAAUAGGAAAGGGUGGAGUUUACAAUUUGCUUAUAGAGAAAGGAACAAAGUUGCACAUAAUUUGGUAAAAUUUGCUUUAAUUUUAGAAGAGGAAAAAAUUUGGAUAGAGGAGAUACCAGAUUGCAUUAUUCAUAGUCUGGAUAUGGAAAGGAGAUGUAAGAAUUUGAAUUCAUAA
This is a messenger RNA of Carya illinoinensis, 714 nucleotides long. RefSeq lists its product as uncharacterized. The record is from RefSeq and is a predicted model, not a curated record. Gene Ontology annotation, molecular function: RNA-DNA hybrid ribonuclease activity; nucleic acid binding. NCBI's taxonomy places the organism in Eukaryota, Viridiplantae, Streptophyta, Magnoliopsida, Fagales, Juglandaceae. The coding region runs from base 1 to 714 and encodes 237 amino acids. The transcript has a single exon.